Molecule: messenger RNA, 2041 nt
Organism: Trachemys scripta elegans
Lineage: Eukaryota; Metazoa; Chordata; Testudines; Emydidae
Gene: ZDHHC22
Product: zinc finger DHHC-type palmitoyltransferase 22
Exons: 3
Coding region: 494-1321 (275 amino acids)
Biological process (GO): protein palmitoylation
Cellular component (GO): Golgi apparatus
Molecular function (GO): palmitoyltransferase activity
Source: RefSeq, a predicted model, not a curated record
CUAAAUCUUUAAAGUUUAAGGGACAAAUGUGCUUCCGAUGUAAGUUCCAGGCUGAAGUUUCCUUACAAUGGUGGAUAAGCUCCAGCCAGGGAGUGUAAAAAGCAGGCAGCGCUGGAACAGGCGGCUCCCUGCUUCAUUUAUUUGUCAUAGGUCCUUGUACCCUUGUACAUUUUAAAUGUGUCUGGCACGGAUGGAAAAAGAAAGAGCUAAACGUAGUCAUCGGUGCGUUGGGGGAGCUGACAUGGACCUGCCGAGAUGGCUGCUGUUUUGUACCUUUGGUUUUUAGGGGAUUUUGUUUGCUUUGUUGGUGUAAUCAUGUGCAUUGACUAUACAAUAACGACAGCCAGACACACACGCACAGCGCUCUGUUGCUGUUACAGAGUUCCUCGCACAACGCCGAAGGUUGCAGCUGGGGCAGCACUUAGCAGUUGUUUUGUGCAUUUCCUAAUUUUGCGCAUGUAGGGACAACAGUCAUUGAGGAAUGUAAUCCACAAUGCUAGUUCUCAGGGUGCUCAAUGUUGUUGCUCCAGCCUACUUCCUGUGCAUCUCCUUAGUGACCUUCGUCCUCCAGCUCUUUCUCUUCAUCCCCAGCAUGUUCAAAGACCCUUACACCACCCCACUUUUCUCUCCUGCUCUGCUGCAUGGGGCCCUCUUCCUCUUCCUCUCAGCUAAUGCCCUGGGGAACUACAUCCUUGUGAUACAGAACUCCCCUGAGGACCUUGGCAAGUGCCUGAACUCGGGCGGAGGAGCCGAAGUGGUGGCGGACCGGCCGGACAGAAGCAGGUCCCCUUGCUCAGCCUUGCCCAGCACCCACUUCUGUAGACUGUGUGCCAGAGUCACCCAAAGGCAUGACCACCACUGUUUCUUCACAGGGAACUGCAUCGGGAGCAGGAACAUGCGGAACUUCGUCAUGUUCUGCCUCUACACCUCCUUGGCUUGUCUCGACUCCCUGGUGGCAGGGCUGGCUUACAUUUCUGCAGUGCUCUCUAUGUCCUUUGCAAACCCACUGGCCUUCCUCACCCUCCUGCCUCACUCCAUCAGCCAGUUCUUCUCAGGAGCUCUCCUUAGCUCUGAAAUGUUUGUCAUUCUCAUGCUGUACCUCUGGCUUGGAAUUGGACUUGCCUGUGCUGGCUUCUGUUCCCACCAGAUACUGUUGAUCUUACGAGGGCAAACUCGCUACCAGGUGCGGAAGGGGAUGGUGGUAAGAGCCCGGCCCUGGAGGAAGAACCUGCAGGAUGUCUUUGGGAAGAGGUGGCUAAUAGGACUUCUCAUUCCUAUACUAAAUGUGGGAAGUGACUAUCACAGGCAUAAAGACAAGUAACUCUCCACAACACACACACACUGAUAUACCCCUACUUUCUCAUACUCUGCUGCAACAUGGCAAAGUUGGGAUAUUCCAUCUCUCAGUACUGCAGACUCUGGGGGGAAGGGAUUGGCUAGCAAACUGAACAGAAAUAAGGGAUUGUCUUUCUGUUCUGUGCUUGUACAGUGCCUAGCACAAUGGGGUCCACAUCCAUGACUAGGGCUCCUAGCCGCUAUGUUAAUACAAAUAAUAAAUAUUAAUAAGGAGAUCACAAACCAUGUAGAUGAAGAGAUACUGCCGCUUUGUAGACACAUCACUGCACCUGUGUACAUGGCAACAGUCUCUGUACUAUUAGAAAAAUAAUAUUCAAAUCCUCCUUUAGGCUCCUUUCUCACUCUUUUAUCUCCCCCCUCUCUCUUGCUCUCUCUCUUAUCUAACCUAUGCCUUCUCCCACAACUGGCAGCAGGAUCCUUCUCCAUUUAGCUGAUAGUCCAUGCUAUCAUGACUAGAUUGUAAGCAAAGUAUAUGUUCCUGUGGGGGGUUUCCAAGUUGGAGCUUUAUGAAGCAAAGUGACCUGAGACAGAAAGAAGCAUUUAACAAUGAAACUUUAGUGCAGCCAAACCCUCUAGGAAGAGGCUGCUAGGAAGGCAGAGAGAGUCUAGUCUCAAUUGACUAGAAAUUAGGGAUGGAAAGGACUUAUUAGGUCUCUUGAUCUCCAAUUAUUCUUGAUCUCUUCCC